Suillus subalutaceus is the source of this 771-nucleotide messenger RNA. RefSeq lists its product as uncharacterized. The record is from RefSeq and is a predicted model, not a curated record. The transcript has 2 exons. Lineage: Eukaryota; Fungi; Basidiomycota; Agaricomycetes; Boletales; Suillaceae. Bases 1 to 771 code for a protein of 256 amino acids.
AUGUUCGCUGCAAGCCAGGGCACCCAACUUGAACAGGUCGAUGGUAGUACUGAUGACAGGUCUAUUUGUGUGCCGUCGCAAGUAAGCGAAAGUGCAUUUGAAUUAUUUUUGUCUGUCUGUUACAACAAGCCUGAUGUCCUCAAAAUAUGUAACAAAGCUGUUAUUCAACUGCUCGAGCUGAGCGACAUGUAUCUUUGCAAAGAUGCACGAGUCUAUGCUGUUCACCAUCUCCAGCGGCAGCGUUACUCGCUUGAGCCAACACGACUUAUCUCACUCGCAUUAAAGUACAACGUCAAAGAGAUCCUGCCGCAUGCUUUCGAACGACUCGUUUCAGCUCGCAUCAAUGAUAUCUCCGACGAGGAAUCUCGCGCUGUUGGGUCCAUUGUAUGGAACACAAUGUUCAAAGUCAAGGAACGACUCGAUGUACAUCGUCGGAUCAUUGCAUGUGAAGCCCCACCUAUGGUGCACGCGGGAACUUGCACGAAGCAAAAACUAUGCGAGGAUGACUGGAAGCAGCUGUGGUGGAACGGAAUGGGCAGAUUUUUACUGGACGGACGAAAUCCCCAGCCUUACAAGGAUGCCGUCGAACGCUUCGAGAAACUCGACAUCGGACAAAUCAAUCUCGACUGCUGGAAGGCUGUGUUAUAUAUUGUGAAAGCUCACAGUGCUUUUGAUCAUGAGCGAAAACUUAUUACUCGUACAGCUGAUGAUCUUGUGAAGUCCUUAAUUGUCGAGCCUAACUUCGAAGAUUUCGGUCGUCUAGUUCACUAG